AUGAGAAUCACAUCAUGGAAUGUCAGGGGAUUAACUACCCCUGACAAAAGAUGCUUGGUCAAAAGGUAUUUGUCCAAGUUAGAGUCUGAAAUGAUCCUACUUCAGGAAACAAAGCUAAGUGGGCAUAAGGUGGCGGAAUUUAUCAGAUAUUACAAUAAGUGGGAAGGACUAUUUCAGGAUGCCAGAGGAACUGCUGGAGGCCUAGGAAUCUUGUGGAACUCAGAGGUUUUCGAGGUCACUCCACUGGAGUCCAGCGAAUUCCGGAUGGCUUGCAACAUUGUGUAUAAACUAGGAGGUUUUGGUUUUCCCCUGUUUAAUGUCUAUGGGCCGAUUAAAAGAGAUGAUAAACUAAGAGUUUGGACAGAGUUACAUGAGCAACUGCUAUCCUUAGAGAGGAAGAAGGCCAUCCUGGCUGGGGACUUCAAUGCAAUUUUAGAUAUUGAUGACAAGGAAGGAGGGUUGAGAAAGAGCACAAGAGUAAUGAAUGAUUUCAGGGAAUUCAUUUCAAAAUGUCAAGUGGUGGACAUUAUUCUGAAAAAUGGUAAGUUCACAUUGACCAAUAGAAGGCUUAACUUCUCAAGAAUCUUGGAAAGAUUGUAUCAUUUUUUUGUAGGGGAAUGGUGGAUUAAUGGUAGCUUCUCCAUUGAUACAAGAAUUAUUCUGCAAGCUGGAUCAAAUCACCUCCCGGUCACUUUGUCUAUUAAUCAUGAGGCCCCUAAAAAUAGAAACUAUUUCAAAUUUCAGAGUAUGUGGUGGAGGGAUCCUAAUUUCAUUGAGCUUCUUAAAACAUGGUCACUGGAAAGUGACAUCUUCUCAAGCUCCCCCAGCUUUUGUUUUAUAAAGAGAAUUCAAAGUAUCAAAAAUAAUAUUAAACACUGGAACAAGUCCUCAUUCAAGAACAUAUUCACUGAGAAACUCCGAAUAGAAGAGGAACUGGAAGAAAUCAACAAACGAGUUAUGCUAGUAAGGAUGGUCAAAGAUGACUAUCUGAAAGAAAAGCUCCUUAAGCAGCAAUAUGUAGAACUAUUAAAUAGAGAAGAAGUCUACUAG
Cryptomeria japonica (Japanese cedar) is the source of this 1050-nucleotide messenger RNA. RefSeq lists its product as uncharacterized. Bases 1 to 1050 code for a protein of 349 amino acids. Gene Ontology annotation, molecular function: catalytic activity. The record is from RefSeq and is a predicted model, not a curated record. The transcript has a single exon. Lineage: Eukaryota; Viridiplantae; Streptophyta; Pinopsida; Cupressales; Cupressaceae.